This is a messenger RNA of Porites lobata, 2638 nucleotides long. Lineage: Eukaryota; Metazoa; Cnidaria; Anthozoa; Scleractinia; Poritidae. The record is from the annotation of a GenBank genome assembly.
AUGGAACUGAAGUGUACCUUCAAGGGAUGGCCUCGUCCUCGUGUAGUUUGGUACAAUCCAAGUAACAAACAAAUCAUCAACGGAUCUGAAGGUUUUUACAUCUCAGAACAGCUGGAGCGAGAGGAUACCUUAAUUUCCCUUCUCCGUAAUGCUGAUAUCCAAGAAAAACACCGAGGGGCUUAUAAAUGCACUGGAAUGAACAACAUUACCAACUGGUCGAGUAGAAAAUCAGGGUAUAUUGACCUGAAUUAUCGCUGUGAGUCAUUUAAUUUCUUAUUUCUAAUACAACACACGGAUUCGCAAAACUACCUCCUUUGAAGCAGGUUCAUAAAAAACAUAAUACCAUGUUUCCCCUGUAAGCAAUGGAAAGUAUCCCAUUAAGACUAAGAGAGACAGCUCAUUGUCUCUUGACUUAGACGGAAUUAAAUAUUGGCUGUUUCAUAUUUCAAACAACAGAUUAACUUAUUCCAAACUGAAUUUUAAAAAAUACAACUGAAAAUUUCGUGCCACCUUCCUCCUCCAUUCAGAAUAAAUGGACCCUGGAAUUUUUGUUUGUUUACCCCUCGGGUACAAGGGAUAAGUAAAUAAGUUAAUAAAUAAAUAAUGAUUUAGUGGCGCUAGCUCAUCCACAAAGUGGUUCUUUGUCUACCAUUCUGGCUCAAAUUUGCCUUGCGCAGUUGGCGGGAUUAACGUGGGAGUGAUUUGUUGUUUUGGUGGCAAUGGCGGAAUAAGGGUGAGAACCAACAAAACUCAACCUGGCCGGCCACAUAUUAAGUUGCCUGAGGAAUCAAGCACAGGACAGUCAUUAAUGAGAGGGAAGUGUUCUCACCUGAAAUUCAGUAGAACCUCUAUAUAAAGAAGUCCUAGGUAUAAUUCACAAUUAUUCCACUUAUUCCACGAGUGUGCAUUAGAUAUAAGAUGGUAGGGGAGCCAACGAGACGCGUAGCACCGAGUUGGCUUUAAUCAUCUCAUAUCCAACAAGUGCGAGUGGAAUAAUUAUUCUAUUAAAAACGCCCACAAAAUAUCGAGAAUUCUUCCCGACUUUAUUUGUAAACCAACCCACUUUCAUCUUGUUUUUAAUUUUGAGCAGACGCGUACAGUUACAAUAUUUAAAGAGCAUGGUAUAACGGCUCAUAUACCAUGAUGGCUAAGCCAAUCAGAGCUCUAGAAUUGCAUUAUCCAAUGAUUCAAUUUUUAAUAAUAAGCGAUAUUCUCCUCCCCAGAAAUAAUACAGUCAAACCCCGUAAAUCCCAACACUGAAGGGGCCGUACUGAGAAAGAGUCCGUAUUAACAGGGUGACCUUAUUAAGCGGGUAGAAAAUGAAAGGGCGUUCUGUCCCCAGGGACAAAGCAAACUGUCCGUAACAAUGAGAUGUCUGUACACCGUAAUUUUUAGGGAGUUAUUAUAACUCCAAAAAUGGAGUAAAAAUUUUAGGUACAGGAUAACCCCUUUUUUGGGGUUAUUUUAACUCCUAAUUUAACUCCGAAUUUGGGGUCAUUUUUACUCCUGAAAAAGAGUUCUUUUUACUCCCAGUCUUGGAGUUAAAAUUACUCUGAAAUGGGGUUACUUGUACUCCUUACAGGGGUUGUUUUUACUCUUUUUGGAGUUAAUUUAACUCUGAAAGUGGAGUAAAAAUUUUAGGUACAGGAUAACUCCUUUUUUGGGGUUAUUUUAACUCCUCAAUAUCUGGGGUCACUUUUACUCCUGAAAAAGGGUUCUUUAAACUCCUUUUUGGAGUUAAAAUAACUCCACGAAAAAUAACUCCACUGUCAGGAGUUAAAUUAGCCCCACUAGAGGAGUUAUUAUAACUCCCUGAAAAUUACAGUGUAUUGAGCGGGUUUCCAGACUUAAGCAGGGUUUGACUGUACAAUAAAUAAAAGGAACCUUAAUAUAACGGAACUUCUUUAUAGUGAACAUAUUUUGCCACUACUUUGGGUCUUCGUUCAGCUGUUCGUUAUAUCGAGAUUCCAAUGUAAAGUGUUAUGUUGUUGUUAAAAAGAGAAAACGAGACGCCGAAUAGAUACUGAAAUCAACCCUUAGUAGCACAGGCCAUAUUGGUGGGAGGUAAGAGAAGAUCAACCGUUCGCUGGAGCGUCUUUAAAGACGGCGUGACGUGAGACAACUCGCAAAGGAACCAGUGGGAUAAACAAAAUCAACACGUGAAAACUCCAAAGCGUUUUGAUGCCCCAUAUAUUGUCACAAAUACUCAGGAGGGGAGGGUAAGAGUAAGAAUGUUACCCCCUACGGUUGCACAAAAUAUGGUAACGAUUUUCAAAUAAUAUUUGCUCAUUAUAUCUUUUUAUCAUCUAAUACAGGUCUCUUGCCUAAGGCUCCGAAGAUUUCUUCUCGCGAGGUUUCGGUGACAGCCUACUCCAAUGUCAGUUUAAAGUGCGAAGUAGGUGUUAGGCCAAGCGACUGUUGGGACAAUUCUUUACAGUGGUAUUUUAACAACAGCUCAGGGGAAUUAAAAUUUGGUGAAAAGUAUGAUAUACAAGAAAGGAAAACCAACACCAGAUGCAAAAAAGAUUUCAUUCUCACCAUUGUUAACGUUACUGAAGAAUACCGGGAAUGUAUAAAUGUCAGUGGCUCUGCGACCAUGACUACCCCAUCUUUUCCAGGUCUUCAAUUAUCCAGUUGA